Molecule: messenger RNA, 1710 nt
Organism: Penicillium crustosum
Lineage: Eukaryota; Fungi; Ascomycota; Eurotiomycetes; Eurotiales; Aspergillaceae
Product: putative plasma membrane antiporter
Exons: 9
Coding region: 1-1710 (569 amino acids)
Biological process (GO): sodium ion export across plasma membrane; proton export across plasma membrane; regulation of membrane potential
Cellular component (GO): plasma membrane
Molecular function (GO): sodium:proton antiporter activity
Source: RefSeq, a predicted model, not a curated record
AUGCUACACCCAAUUCUGGAUAUUAGUAGUCUUAAUGUUGUGCUUUCAUUAUCAGGAAUAUACGUCUUGGUUUUCGGGUUUAUCGCUUUGAAAAUCAAGCAAAAAUGGUACCUUGGUGAAGCUUUACCUUCUUUUAUAGUUGGGACUAUCAUAGGGCCCUUCGGUGCGAAGUUAGUCAAUGUCAGUCAGUGGGGAGGAGAGGCCGACAGCGAUGGUGGUGAAAUUGGCGACAUUGCCUAUGUAAGUCGGUUGGUGAUUGGUAUCGCUAUGGUUAAAGUUGGUUACGAGCUACCGAAACGAUACAUUCGGCUUCAUCUGGUCGAACUCACCAUCUGCCUACUGCCAUUGAUGACGAUUCAGUGGCUAAUGACGUCGGCAUGUAUCAGAUUAAUGAUCCCUAAUCUAUCGUUUUUGACUUCUCUCAUCGUCGGAUCGUGUGUUAUAUGUAUCGACCCGGUGCUUUCACAAGCGAUCGCCAAGGGCCCCUUUGCAGAUCAAUACGUUCGACGACGCCUCCGAGAAUUUAUUUCAGCCGAGGCAGGUGGGAAUGACGGGUUCGGGUUUCCAUUCUUGCUUCUCUCCAUUGCCAUUCUUCGUUAUGCCGAUACCCCGGGUGUGGAGACAACAGCUGGUCAUGGGAAACAGAGCCGUGAUUGGAUUGGUGAGCCAGAUACAGGCCGAUUGGGUGGAGAUGUAGGCCGAGCUCUGGCUCAUUGGGCUGUUGAGGGAGUGUUGUACAUGCUGGUCAUGGGUGCUGGAUAUGGUGUACUGAUCGGAUUCCUGAGCCGGAAAGCCUUGAACUUGGCCUCGAAAAGACGUUGGAUUGAUAAGGAGAGUUUCUUCUCAUAUCCAGUUGCGCUGGGUUUGUUUAUCGUCGGUACCUGCGGCUGUUUUGGCUCUGAUGAAACCCUCGCCUGCUUUAUUGCCGGCUGUGCACUGAACUGGGAUGGGUCUUACCACUUCGAAGUCGAAGAGAGGCAUGACUCCUUCAACUCCACAAUCGAAAAUAUCUUGAACAUUGGGACCUUCAUGUUCCUCGGUGCUAUCAUGCCAUGGGACCAACUUCACAUGUCCAAUCAAAAUGGAAUCACUAUCGCCCGACUAGUCGGGCUCGGAUUUUUGAUUCUGAUAUUUCGUCGGAUCCCGGCGAUCAUGAUGGGAUAUCGAUUCAUGCCUAAGGUCUGCGAAAAUUGGAAAGAGGCCUUGUUUAUGGGAUACUUUGCCCCAAUUGGAGUUGGCGCUAUUUCAUAUGUCGAGUAUGCGCGACGAUUGCUACCAGAUCCUGGAGAGAGUGAUACGGAGAUCAACAACUUGACUGUAGCUAUGACUCCGGUGGUAUACUGGCUUGUCUUCUUCUCCAUCGUCAUCCAUGGGAUGUCUAUACCCGUCCUGAACUGCUUCUAUAAGUGGUUUAAAGUUCCUACUAUCCGAGACCACCCGGUGGAAGUCAUUCUUCUAUCUGAAAAUGAACCUGUUCCUAACAACAGCGUGGUGAAUCGCCGGGGCCACUCUGUUAUAUUAAACAACCGGUUUUCCUGUGCCUCGAACCACCGCCAUUAUUCUGAUACUGGUGAUCAAGAAGGCGAGGGGACAGACACGAUGAUGCUACGCAACGAGGGAGCUAGCUACAGGGGCUCGCUGGAAAGGGUGUCGACCAAAGGUUCGUCGCGUGAACUGGAGCAGAGUGUAUCUGCCAGAAAUGUAGUUUGA